Molecule: messenger RNA, 1356 nt
Organism: Linum trigynum
Lineage: Eukaryota; Viridiplantae; Streptophyta; Magnoliopsida; Malpighiales; Linaceae
Source: the annotation of a GenBank genome assembly
CGCGGAACCAAUGAAUGAGAGGCUCUCCUCCGGACGCAGAAUUGAUUGUGUAGCUCAUCAGGAUCCUGAAAGGCUUCAGGCUACCACUUUAUCAGGUCAAGAGGAGCAGCCUACUGAUCAGCCUGAUGGUGCCAACAACCCACCAACGAAAGAGUGCCUUCCAGAACAGAGAAGUGAAGCUGUUGAACAACCAGCAGCUAUGGUUUUGGAUUCAGCUACUGAACGGCCUGCAGCUACACCAUUAUCGAGUCAGCUCGCCGGGGAUGUUAAUAUUACUGAAACUAAUGAUCAGAGCUCCCAGCCCCACUCAUUAACAAGUUUGCUAUUAGCUUCAAGAAACUUGAGAGCAGAACUUUCAGCCGCGACCAGCAAUAUGAAAUGCGCUGCAGUCAACGAUUCUUCUGCCUCACUAGUGCAACGGCAACGAGAAAAAAUGAUUGCCUACUUGAACUUGCCGCUCGUAGAGAUCCACAAAACCGAUUCGUUCGAAGAUGUCGAGGAGACUGCUCUCCUAUUUGCUGAUCCAAGUGAUGAGACAACUGUGAAGGGCUUAAUUUUGGAACUCAAACGCGGCGUAUCUGGCUCCAUGCAUGCCAUCGAAACUUCCCAUGCCACUGAAGCUUCUGUGGCACAGAGGAAUGAGGACAUGGAAGCGAGGCUUGUUCACAGGCAGAAGCAGUUGAGCUGCUUGGAGGGCGAAUUUUUCCGACUUGGGGAAGAAGGAAAGAAGCUUGAUGCUGAAAUCCAGCAAUUGAUUGCUCGUAAGAUCAGGGUUGAGGAUCAGACGAAGACCACCGUCGGUGCAUUGAGGAAGACGAGGGAGAGAGCUUGCAAGGAAUUGGAAGAGGCCAAGGAGCAAAGCAACAAACGGAAGCGGGCUUGUGAGAAUCGGUUGGUUGCCGAGGAGAAUCUUGCUCAGUUCAAUACAAGUUGGAAGCUUUUGAAGUCUACGUUGGGAGUGUGACUCUUGGACUCUGAAGGGCUUAAUUUUGGAACUCAAACGCGGCGUAUCUCGCUCCAUGUAUGUCAUCGAAACUGGGAGAUAUGAUGCCUUGAGUUAGAAGUAGAUAGAAGCUUGCAAGUAAUAUUGGGGUCCUGCUAUCUGACUCAAUUAACUUAGUUUUGCUAAUCAACGUACUAAUUUAUUCCAAGCUUUGAAACCUGUUUUUGUUGCCAUACAGCUACAGGUCCAAACCCGGACCAAUUUGUUACCAUCAUUGGCUCAUUAUCCGUUGUAUUAGGCUUGUAAAAGGGCAUGUUUUUUUUUUAUAUUUAAAAAGUGCAAGGUUUUUUAAUCGUGGCUAUGGUAGCUAUGUCAGUUGUUCAAGUAAUCAGAAAUAGAUUAAGUUGUGUUAU